AUGGAUACAAUUGAGAAAGUGGAUGUUUUAGUCUGUGGAAGCGGCUCUGCUGGUCUCUCCGCGGCAACCUGGCUCGCCCGAUGUGGAAUCCGCUGCAAGGUGUUAGAACGUCGUGACGGUCCUUUGACUUUAGGUCAGGCCGACGGCGUUCAAUGCCGAACUGUCGAGAUAUUCGAAAGCUUUGGCAUCGGCGAGGAGCUUCUCCGCGAAGCUUACCAUGUUCUGGAAGUAGUUUUCUGGGCCGAUGAUGGCUCUGACGUUAUCAAGAGAACGGAUAGGACGGCGGACACUCAACCUGGCUUGUCGCACCAGCCCCAUGUCAUACUUAACCAGGCGCGUAUAAACAAGCUCUUGAUAGAGGCGAUGUAUCGAUUCAACAAACAGGAAAUUGACUAUGGUUACGACAUUAAACACCUGGAAGUUGAUAGUCAACUGGCUAAGGACCCUUCAGCAUAUCCGAUUAGAGUGAUCACCAGAAAAGGAAACAAGCUGGUACAAUUUGAGGCCAAGUACGCACUUGCUUGUGAUGGCGCCCACAGCAUUGUCCGCCGCUCUCUAAACUUCUAUAUGAUCGGUGAUAGUAGCGAUUCAGUCUGGGGUGUGAUGGAUAUAGUACCCCGGACCAACUUCCCAGAUAUCCGGAAAAAGGCUAUUAUCCGGUCCAAACUAGGUAACUUGCUAAUAAUUCCUCGUGAGGGCGACAGCUACAGUCUAGUGAGGUUCUAUAUCGAACUUCCUGCAGGAAUCAAGGCCACGGAAGUUAAGUUAGAUGAUAUACAGCGUACAGCCAGCAAAAUCCUGGGUCAAUAUGAUGUAGACUUUACAGAAACUAUCUGGUGGUCUGCUUAUCCUAUUGGGCAGCGUCACUCUGACUCCUUCCAUAAAGACUUUCGGGUUUUCUUGGCAGGCGAUGCUUGCCAUACACAUUCCCCCAAGGCUGGACAAGGAAUGAAUGUUAGCCUGCAAGACGGAUACAACAUUGGGUGGAAACUUGCCUCUGUCUUGAAAGGAUUGGCUCCCCCGUCUAUACUAGAAACGUAUGUUCUCGAGCGGAGGAAAACAGCUGUUGACCUAAUCAAAUUCGAUCGUUAUUUUUCAAAACUCUUCACAUCAGCUGGGAAAAUAUCAACUGAAGAGUUUCAGAAGGUGUUUAUUCAGUCUGGGAAAUACACAGCUGGGUUAACGGCAAAAUACGACAAGUCAUUGAUUACCUCUCAUAUAGACGAAACGCAAGAGCUUGCCACCAAUGUUGUGGUGGGAAUGAGAUUACCCAGUGCUCAGUGUGUGCGCUUCUGCGACUCGAAACCACUUCAGUUAAUGACUUCGCUAAAAUCAGAUGGCCGAUGGCGUGUUAUCGCUUUUGCAGGCGACCUCAAAUUGCCUAUUAACAAAGCUCGUUUAACUGCUCUCGGCUAUUAUCUCGCUUCACCUGAAAGCCCAGUAUAUCGUUUCACCCCUAUUGGCGGUGACAUCGACAGCCUGAUCGAAUUGAUUCUAGUAGCCUAUGGAAACCGCCAUGAAAUUGAACUUGGGCAGAUCCCCUUAUCUUUCUACCCAGUCUCUGGGGAAAAUAAAGUACGAGAUCUCCAUAAAAUUUUCUUCGACGAUGAGGGCUACGAUAAGAGCAAUGGCCAGCUGUAUAAUCACCUCGGCAUAAACCCUCAAAAGGGAUGUAUUAUCAUUGCUCGACCCGACCAAUAUGUCUCUGCUGUUUUCGGCUUGGAUAGUUACAGACAAAUCGGAAAGUUUUUUGAGGGCUUCUCAAUCCCUCAGGAUGGACAGCGGGCAUUUUCUGAAUCCAAA
This is a messenger RNA of Talaromyces rugulosus, 1803 nucleotides long. RefSeq lists its product as uncharacterized. Gene Ontology annotation, molecular function: FAD binding. Lineage: Eukaryota; Fungi; Ascomycota; Eurotiomycetes; Eurotiales; Trichocomaceae. The record is from RefSeq and is a predicted model, not a curated record. The transcript has 4 exons. The annotation marks the transcript as partial.